GCAACAAAUCGAGACGCAAAAGACAACUGCCGGUUUGACUCUCCUCAUUUUCGGAACGAAAAUCGCCCAGUCAUUCUCCGGUGGUGGCGCCGCCGCCGGGAAAACUGCUCGUACAGUACAGAAAUGGCGGGAACCACCGUGGUUGUGUUCGAUUUCGAUCACACAAUGAUCGAAGACAACAGCGACACCUGGGUAGUGGACCAAAUGGGCCUAACCCAUCUGUUCAAUCAGCUUCGCCGUACAUUACCUUGGACCUCUCUCAUGGACAGGAUGAUGGAGGUGCUCCACGCAAGAGGGAAAACAAUUGAGGAAAUCACGGAGUGUUUGAGGCGGGUUCCUAUGAAUCCCAGAGUAAUUUCAGCCAUCAGAAAAGCCCAUUCUCUUCCUUGGUGCGAAUUAAGAAUAAUCAGCGACGCGAAUCAGUUCUUUAUUGAGACAAUCUUGAAGCAAUUUGGGUUGUUUGAUUGUUUCACGGAGAUAGUUACAAACCCUAGCAUUAUUGAAGGAGGCAGGCUGAGGAUAUUCCCUUACCAUUCCUCUCCUCAUGGUAGCAGUUUAUGCCCUCCCAAUUUGUGCAAGGGUCUCGUCAUAGAGCAGAUCGAAGCUUCUAUUUCUGAGAAAGGGAAGAUAAGAAUGGUCUACCUUGGAGAUGGAAGAGGUGAUUUCUGCCCAGGUCUGAAGCUUGGAGAGGGAGACCAUGUGAUGCCAAGAAAGGAUUUUCCUUUAUGGAAGAGGAUUUGUGAUAACCGUACGAUUACCAAGGCAAAGGUCUAUGAGUGGAGCAACGGAGAGGAGCUUGAGAGGAACCUGAGCCAGCUUAUUGACACAGGCACCAUAUAAGGAAACUCUGAUUCUUCGUUUUACUUCGUUAAUGCAAUUAACGCUCCGAUAGGUAUAUCAUCUGAAACUUUUCAAUGUCAGACUACUACUCUUUGGGUUGAUGUAGAAUGACUUUGGAUAUCAUUUUCCAAUGUUUCACAUCAAACUUUAAAAAAUAUUUGAGGAUUGGGUUGUAACCCUGCAAAGAAAGCUAGAUUAUUCUCGUGGAAGUAAUAUUACAACACGGUUUUCUUAUGUUAUUCUUGCUUAUGCAAUCAACAUAUCCACCUUGAAGAGCAUCUGCAGGCAUCAUGGGAUUCAUUCCAAAAUGGAUAAAAGACAGUGGUAAUUCCUCCCUGAUCUCCUUCCCAGCCGCCUUUUCAGAUGAUUAAGAGGAGAGAAUGCAGAGAAACCAUAAUCUUCCCGACAAAAGGUUUAUGUUUCUAUGAUUCACAUAUUAGAACAUAACUCCUUUUUCAUUCUAUCAUAUAUCCUUCCCUGAUGAGAGGCGAGGAAAUUGGCUCGGGCAAGUUUUGGGGUAAACUCUUCCAUAUCUCAUACUCCAUAGGGCCCCGCAAGAGAAAAUUGGCUUGGGUAGCUAUGGGCUAUUUUAUCUGGCAAGAGAGGAAUUGCAGAGUUUCUACCCUAGCCAAUUGCAGAGUAUGGUUCAAUAGCAGAUGUCAAGAAACUCCUACUAUUCAUUAUUCUUACCCUGAUAAUUUCCGCGUAUGAGAUUUUUGUUUCCUUUUGUGUACAAUGAAACUAAGGCAAUAGGCAUAUGAACUGGAAUGUCAAACAACGUAGUCCACAGCCUAUCCAAAUCUCAAUAAUCUUCAUAAGGUUGCCGAUCCCAUGAACUUUAGUGAAGGCUGCGGAUCAAUGAAGAGGAAAAGACCACAGGUUGGGUUAUUUCAAGAAAUAUGAUACAUGGUUGUCAUCAGUUCCAAGUUCAACAGAACAUUUCCUCGCUAGAUUUUCCCUCAAACCUUCUAAAUCAGAACAUUUCCAGAUAAGUUGUUACAUCUGUUAGAAAUUCGGUUUGGAUGUAAUUUUUUUUCAUUUUCUUUUUUGUGGGUAGGUUUAAUGUUAGUAUUUGGUUUUGAAGGCUUUCUCUCUUUAAUUGCUUUUUUAUUUUUCUUCUUCUUGUUUGUUCAUGAGGUGAUUGCUCGAAGGUUUGAAUUCUUGACGGACAAAGCUACCAUAUAAAUAGUAUGCAAUUUUUAUA
This is a messenger RNA of Rhododendron vialii, 2044 nucleotides long. RefSeq names its product inorganic pyrophosphatase 2-like. The transcript has 4 exons. The record is from RefSeq and is a predicted model, not a curated record. Bases 124 to 840 code for a protein of 238 amino acids. Gene Ontology annotation, molecular function: phosphatase activity. NCBI's taxonomy places the organism in Eukaryota, Viridiplantae, Streptophyta, Magnoliopsida, Ericales, Ericaceae.